Notolabrus celidotus (New Zealand spotty) is the source of this 1897-nucleotide messenger RNA. RefSeq lists its product as uncharacterized. Bases 294 to 1556 code for a protein of 420 amino acids. NCBI's taxonomy places the organism in Eukaryota, Metazoa, Chordata, Actinopteri, Labriformes, Labridae. The record is from RefSeq and is a predicted model, not a curated record. The transcript is spliced from 2 exons.
AGUUGUCCCGUGCUAUUUCUUCCCCACAGCCCUGAAAUAUAUUUAAUUAAGUUUUAAGUUAACGCAGUAACAGUUUAACAGAUCUGAAGAGAUUAAACAAGGUACGGCGUUACACUGGUGGCAGCGGGUGUGUGGACUGCAAGUUUUGCAGAGAGUUUUGCCGGGAUCAGCGAGCUAGCUACAUGUGCUCCGAUGCAGUAUUUUUUUUCUUCUCCUCCUCUGCACGUGAACUGCAGCGUCUGAAAAGCCGACGCUAAGCUAACGGCUAGGUUUUACUGCUGGGGACCUGUUUUAUGAAUGAAGAUUGUUUUGUUUUUUUCCCCUUCCUGCAUCACAGCGAGGACGAAGAGACAUUUACAGUUGCAAACAGUUAUUUCAUCAUGACCAGUCAUAACUCGUGGAAUGAACUGCCGUUUUCACCUGGCCCUGCACACGUGGUGCCACAAUUUUGGAAAGGAGAUUUUUCUCAUGUUUUUAUGGGAGAUGGGAAAGAAGACUUCUCAAGAUGGUGCAGACGUUUUGAGGUAACUGUUCAGGCCACCCCAACUUAUGAUGAAGACAGCAUGGCUAAGUUACUGCCCACACGCCUGGGUGGUGCUGCUUUUAGUUAUUGGGACAGUCAAUCUGAUGCAGUGAAAUCUGACUAUGAUGAUGUUAAAGAAAAACUUAAAGCUGUAUUUGGACAGACUGCUUAUGUGACCACAUUUCAGAGUUAUAUCAACGCACGUACACGUCUGCCAGGUGAAGCCCUCCCUGUGUUUGCUGCAGAAAUCAGUCGGUUAGUGGAAGAAGCUUUUCCCACUUAUGGACAGAAUGCUAAGGAUGGAGAAAAGUUCAGACGCUUCAUUGCUGGUAUUGAGCCUUAUCUUCAGCUGCGCUGUCAUGAACAAGGUUUGACAUCACUGGAUGCUGCACUGAAAUUCGCCAUCCAGAUUGAGACUGCUCACCAAGCUAGUAGGGUGUUUUCAUCUCAAAACACUGUGCAAUAUGUUUCCCAGGCACCCGUGUUGCCUAAUGUACCUGGUGCUGCACCUGCUCACUUCUCGACAUCAUCCCCUUCUCUCAGUGUUAACUCUGCCACCUCAGAGGACCUCAGAAACAUGCAGAAAACACUGGAGACACUUUCUGAGCGUGUUGAACAGCUACAUCUGCAGGUACAACGCCAGCAUAAAGACGCACGCCACAGCUCAUCUGACUACUGGUCUCAUCGGAGGAGUCCCUCUCCUCACAGUGAACGGGGACACAGCCGCUACAAUUCCUCGGACAGAAACAGCUACAGACGACCUUCCUAUGAUCAGCACACAGCUCCUGACCGCUCCUACGGACCCUCAAGGUAUGUAGAGGAUCGUUAUGACACACGGGACUCCCACAGACGUUCCGGGUCGUAUGAACGACAGGCACGUGGCCGCAGUCCAUCAUACAGGGAACACACACAGAGUGGUCGCUCUGCUGACCGCCAUGAGGACAGACGUGGAUCUCAUCGCUCUCCAAGUCCUGGACAUGUACGGUUCCAGUCUCCUUCACACACCAGCUCCAAUAAGUUAAACUACAAGUAGUUGACGAUGAGGGCCAGUUGCCAGCUACUGACUUUUCCCAGGCCCAUAAAGACAAUGAUAUGACACAGACUGACUUAACCAGAGACAUUUUAUCUGAAGUUAAUGCGUCAAAAAGAUAUGUGUCAGUUGUUAUUGAGGACACUGUGGUACAUGCUUUUGUUGACACUGGGGCAGACAUUUCAGUUAUUAGUGAAGAUUUCAGAAUGUCUACUAGUGCUCUUCACAAAAAGCCCAUUAUGAAGCAAUUUGUGCCUCUCACUAGUGUCACAGGUGACCCUCUUGACUCAGUGGGUUCAAUUUCCGUGAAUCUGAGUAUUGCCCACAAACCAAUGUCGCAUAAU